GACGGCGCUGCUGCGCGGGAGCGUGCGGUGCGGCGGCGGGACGGGCCGCGGCUGCGGGCGCGGAGAGGCUGCGGCAGGUUCCUGCUACAUUAUGUCAGGAGACAGUGACUGCACCAGGACAAGUCCAUCAGCAGGAUCUCCAUCGGACAACGAGUUCUUGCCAGAUCGGCCUAAGUAUGUUUGCUCCCUGUCUCCUGAUCUCAUUACCAAAGCCCGGGAAGAGCUCCAAGAGAAACCUGAGUGGCGGCUCCGCGAUGUGCAGGCGCUGCGGGACAUGGUGUGCAAAGACUAUCCCUCCCUGGGCACCUGCCUGGACGAUGCUUUUUUGCUCAGAUUCCUCAGAGCCAGGAAAUUCGAUUAUGAUCGAGCGCUUCAGCUUCUGGUGAACUACCACAGCUGUAGGAGGAGCUGGCCUGAGGUCUUCAACAACCUGAAGCCAUCUGCCAUAAAGCCCGUCCUGGAGUCGGGCUUUGUCACUGUGCUGCCUCACCGGGACCCAGAGGGACGCCACGUCGUCUGCAUCCGCCCAGACAGAUGGACACCCAGUAAUUAUCCGAUUACUGAGAACAUUCGUGCCAUAUACUUAACGUUAGAAAAACUCAUUCAGUCCGAAGAGACCCAGGUGAAUGGAAUUGUAAUCCUGGCAGACUACAAAGGAGUCAGCUUAUCUAAGGCGUCUCAUUUUGGUCCUUUUGUAGCCAAAAAAGUGAUUGGAAUUCUUCAGGAUGGAUUUCCCAUUCGAAUAAAAGCUGUUAACAUAAUUAAUGAGCCUCGGAUAUUCAAAGGCAUUUUUGCAAUCAUCAAGCCUUUUCUGAAGGAAAAGAUAGCAAACCGGUUUUUUCUUCAUGGCUGUGAUCUGAAUUCCCUUCAUCAAAACAUACCUCCAGUGAUCCUUCCUGAAGAGUAUGGUGGUACUUCAGGGAAGCUGGACAUCUCUGCGUGGAACGAGCUGCUGCUGGCCUCUGAAGAGGACUUUCUGCACGAUUUCUCCCAGCUGGUUCUCCCGUGUGACAGCUCUCCCCACAACCUGCUAUCUCCCUGCAGCAUGAUUGCACUGCCAAACAGACUCCUCUACCACUGUAAUGACCUCCUGAUCUGGCAGCAAACCUCAUCCUGGAAUUAGGGGAUAGCACAUGUCACCCAGGGAUUACAAAAGGACCCUGGCCUUUCAGAGGGGGAAAACCAUGAAACUUUUGUUUUGAGCAUCAGAGUUCAGCCUUUGUGGGAGCAGAGGACUCAUCACUUGAACUGUUCUGGAUUAAAGGUGGGAAGAAAUUAAUUUUUCCUCACUGAAAGGUAGGAAAAAACAGAUGCUUUGUAAGUCCCCUUUGAUAGCUAUUACCUUUGGGGGAGAGGAGGAAACCUAACUUUUUCAGCUACUUAAAAUAGGUAAAAGAGCACUGCUGACUCCUUCCUCAUCUCUGACCACAGUGGGCUGUGUGUUUUGCAGAAGUUAAUUGUUUUGUGCCACCUAGCAAGCCAGCAGCACACACUACCAGGACUUAAAAAGUUAAGUGGCUGCCCACAUGUUUAACUGUCAGAACAGAGGAUGGUGUUUAUGCUGUUUUAGUGUCUCUUCAUUCCAACCACAAUUAAAAAUUGCUAGAAGUAAAGACAUGACUGGUAUGGGAUCCUCUUUCUCUAACUGUGCUGCCAGGGUUCGAAGUGGUGGCAUUUUGACAGUUAACCUUUAAGAACAGCGACUCUGAUUAUGUAACUACUAGAGAGGAGAGCUGAAUAUUCAAAAUGCAAUUUAGUGUCCUUCAAAAAGAAAACAGACUCACCUGGUGUCCAGCAGAAGCCUCAGAAAGCUCUACAGAAACCAAACCCCUUUCCAGGCUUUUAUAUUCCUGUGCAUGCCUUAAAUAGUAGGCAAACCACACCCCUUUCUCCCUCCUCCUUUCUCCUCUGCUCACACAGGAACUAAGAGUAAAUCUGAGAGAUACAGCUACAUUAUCAAUGCUGAAAGCUGCCUAUGUUAUGCCUCCAGAACUUUUUUCUUAAAGCUGGCUGCUGGGCAGUUGAUGUUGGGAUGCCUGAGCUAAGCCAGGCUUACCUUUAUCAACCACCUGUUAUUCCUAAUUUGCUCUUUCUUAGCUUUAGAAUUCAGAGUUGCAACUUGAUUGAGCUGUAUCUCUGACCCCUCUUAGGUUCAUAACUAGGGCUUGGCUUAGAGAAAGCACAGCUCCCUCUUUUAUGUGCUUGACUACUGAGCUGAGAGUGCUCUUUGAGCUUUAGGAUUUACUAGCAAUGAAAUCUGUUUAUUUCCCCUAACUUCUUAUGUCAGCAUUUUGAAAAUAAACAUGGUUUAAGUAUAUAGAGCUACCUGCAAGUUAAGAGGAUAGGAAAAGCUUACAGCUGUGUUGGGGUGUUUUUCCACAGCACUAAGACUGAUCUAUUCUUUUUUCCACUUGAACUAACUUUGUUUGCAGAGCUUACAUGCCUUGCCCAGUCCAUAAGCCAUUCCUGCCAAAUCCAACACAGAGUAAGGAAAGAUACUCCAACUGCCUGGGGCUGCUGUGGCUUUUGAUGGGAAGUGGGACAAAAGUAGCUGCUUACUGUACAUACAAGUACUUGAAUUUAUACUCUUGCAAAUGGGUGUUACAAAGCCCGAGGUAUUUUCAGGAACUGGGUGAAAUAUUGUCUUUGUUAAAUCUCAUUUUGGCAUGAGUUGAUCAUAGUGUUAUUCAAACUAAUGAUUUUGCCUUCUGUUGUGUGUGGGCCCAGAGGUGUUGGGUGGUUAAGUGUACAUCUUAUUUUGACCAAAUUUAUUUUUCUAUUGCAUUUUAUAAAAUGGAAGUGGUCAAAAUGUGUAAUUUUAUGAUGCAUGACCAGGUGAUUAAACACAUUAUAACAGCUGCUAA
Messenger RNA from Colius striatus (speckled mousebird), 2864 nucleotides. RefSeq names its product alpha tocopherol transfer protein like (gene TTPAL). The transcript is spliced from 6 exons. Gene Ontology annotation, cellular component: membrane. The coding region runs from base 92 to 1123 and encodes 343 amino acids. The record is from RefSeq and is a predicted model, not a curated record. Gene Ontology annotation, molecular function: phosphatidylinositol bisphosphate binding. NCBI's taxonomy places the organism in Eukaryota, Metazoa, Chordata, Aves, Coliiformes, Coliidae.